Molecule: messenger RNA, 264 nt
Organism: Brettanomyces nanus
Lineage: Eukaryota; Fungi; Ascomycota; Pichiomycetes; Pichiales; Pichiaceae
Exons: 2
Coding region: 1-264 (87 amino acids)
Source: RefSeq, a predicted model, not a curated record
AUGAACCUCGAUAGUAGGAAUCAGAUGAUCGACCUUUCCCUCCAAGAGAUCGCCGGCUCUGGCAAUGAGAAUAUCUGGGAAAGCUGCGGGAAAGCAUUUCUUAGAGUGAAUCGAAACCAGUACCAAAACAAAUUGAAGGACGAGAAAGAUGGAAACGUCGAGGUGAUGUCCGAUUUGGAUAAGAAAAAGAGAUACUUAGAGACAUCAAUCAACACUACAGUGGACAACAUGAACAGAAUCCUUGACAGACUCGAGAAAAAAUAA